Durio zibethinus is the source of this 791-nucleotide messenger RNA. Lineage: Eukaryota; Viridiplantae; Streptophyta; Magnoliopsida; Malvales; Malvaceae. The record is from RefSeq and is a predicted model, not a curated record.
GCCCUCCUCUUUCGCUCCCACCGCCGACCGCCCAACUUGGAAACCAAAAUUAGUCACACACCACCCACCUUCCAUUUUCAUUUCUUUAAGCAUUCCUCAAAACCAUGUCCACAACAACCCCAACUCCGCAACCAGGCACCACGAAAGAAGCCUCCCCCGUCUUCCUGGAAAACAUGGACCAACUCCAAACAUUGUUCAACCAAUUCGACGCCAACAAGGAUGGUAAGAUCUCCGCAGCGGAACUUGGCGAUGUCUUGAAAGCAAUGGGGUCCAACUACACAGAGGAGGAACUCAAGCGUGCCAUGGAAGACAUCGACACCGACAAAGACGGCUUCAUCAACCUCUCUGAAUUCUCCUCACUCUGCCGCUCAUCUUCCGACGCUGUCACCGCCGCUUCGGAGCUACGCGACGCCUUUGAUUUGUAUGAUCAGGACAAGAACGGCCUGAUUUCGGCGAGCGAGUUGCAUCUGGUUUUGAAUCGGUUGGGGAUGACGUGUUCGGUUGAUGAUUGUGUUAGAAUGAUCAGGUCGGUUGAUUCAGAUCGUGAUGGGAAUGUUAAUUUCGAGGAGUUUAAGAAGAUGAUGAGUGCUUCGAUGCCUAGUAAUGACCGGAUCUAAGCCAUAGGAUUGGAAGUUUUUUGACGGUGAUUGACUCUGAUGACAUGGAUCAAAGGUUUAGGGUUUCCUUUAGCUUAUUUUCAUAAAUAAAUUUCUUCAAUAUAUGGAAUUUGGUGCACUUGUUGGAAUCAAAACUUCAUCGAAUGAAAUGAAAAAUUGGCUUAGUUACGAUUA